AUGGUCAAGGACAUCCUGGGUAAAGCAGGGCCGCCGUGUGAUGAGCUGAACCAUCUGGACCCAGAAGUUACCCUGAAGACCAUAGAGCUCAAGGAAGAGUGGAAGGACUUUGUGGACAAAAUUAGCCAAUUUCAGAAAAUAGUUGGUGGUUUAAUUGAGCUUGUUGACCAACUUGCAAAAGAAGGAGAAAAUGAGGAGAUAAAGGCCAUUUGUGUUCGAAGCUCGCUCAAAUCUACAGCAGAGCAGAGAAGCCCCAAAGCAGCAACUCCAAGCUCUAACAGAAAAGAAAAUGCAGCAUGA
Myotis daubentonii (Daubenton's bat) is the source of this 300-nucleotide messenger RNA. Its product is annotated as intraflagellar transport protein 20 homolog. The coding region runs from base 1 to 300 and encodes 99 amino acids. NCBI's taxonomy places the organism in Eukaryota, Metazoa, Chordata, Mammalia, Chiroptera, Vespertilionidae. The transcript has a single exon. The record is from RefSeq and is a predicted model, not a curated record.